Messenger RNA from Ictalurus punctatus (channel catfish), 2156 nucleotides. Its product is annotated as lipopolysaccharide-induced tumor necrosis factor-alpha factor homolog. Bases 125 to 565 code for a protein of 146 amino acids. The transcript is spliced from 5 exons. NCBI's taxonomy places the organism in Eukaryota, Metazoa, Chordata, Actinopteri, Siluriformes, Ictaluridae. Gene Ontology annotation, molecular function: zinc ion binding. The record is from RefSeq and is a predicted model, not a curated record.
CUCUCUAAUUCCCUCUCUCUCGUUCUCUUCCUCAUAUGUGAGCAGUGAAUCCUCCUACAAGCGUCCUACGUCUGAAGAGGAGAAGCCCUGUUCCUCCUCAAAAUUGGGUCCAUCAGCGCUGGUCAUGGAGUUGAACCCUCCUCCACCGUACCCAGGCCCCACCGACCCCUCACAAGGAGGUGUUUACCCUCCAGUAACAGUUGUACAGGACAAUGUGUAUCCAGCUCCCCCAAAAUACAGCGCCGCAGUGGUUCAGCCCGAGAUAAUGGUGGUCCAGCCACCAGCUAUCCAGACCCAACCAACUGUGAUGAUGGUAAACCCUGUGGUUGUUCAACCAGGUCUGACAGAUAUUCCUACUCCAAUGAAGUGCACUUACUGCCAACAACAAAUUGUCACCACGACCCAACAUGUCAACGGACUCCUGGUCUGGGGAUCUUUUGGAGUCCUGUUAAUCUUCGGGAUUUGGCCGUGCUGUCUGAUCCCCUUCUGCGUGGAUUCGUGUAAAGACGUCCAACACUCGUGCCCCAGCUGCAAGAACGUUCUGCACAUUUACAGACGCAUGUGAGAAGCCGGAGAACCCGGAGAACCCGAAGAACCCGAGCCCUCACUGUGCUUAAACUCCCCCCCCCCCAAAAAAAAAAAAGUCAUGUUGAAAAGUUUUGCUUUAUUCUGUUCUCCACUUUCCUCUUUCGCUUCACUUUCACACGAGGGACAUCUCCUGAGAACAUCGUGUCUCGGAGAUGAGAAAGAUCGGCGUGACUUCAGUAUUGUAAGGUUCUAGCUUGCUUUUUUUUUUUUUUUUGGGGGGGGGGGGGGGGGGUUGAAAAUUCAGAGUUAACCACGUAACCACACGAAGAGUUUAUUUUCAUUUUCAUUUUAAAGCUCCGUCACCAAACGCGCGGAUGAGCUUGGUCUUAUCAUCAGAACGCAACAUGAACAGCCUUAGACGAUCCAGAUCCAUGUUCUGUUGGCCAAAAGAUUGGAAAUGGAGGAAGUACGCGGAGUCAGCAUUCCAGCCAUGGUAAUUCCAGAUCUUUCACAGGAAGCUCGUUUUCCCGUUUCUUUCUAAACCAGACGAAUAUUGUGAUAUUUUAACCACCGAUUCAACCGAUCCGAAGCCUCGGUGCAACUUUCCAGCGUUUAACGAGUCUAGAAAACAUAUUUUGCAGUAGUUUUACAAUGUAUAGAUGAUGAUAAUAACAAAAACGUGUUCAAAUUUUUCCUUUCUAAUUUCUCCGAAAUUCAACGCUGCAGAUUGGAAGUCAUGAGUCAUUAAAGUGAGCUGGAAAUGAAAUGAAAUCUCGGUACUGCAGAGUUUCUCUGUCUGGAGAUAGAACCUUAUGAUGCUAAGUGAACGGCGUGUUUAUCUGUAAUGUGUGUGUCUGUAAUAUAUCGUAGUGUAGUGUUUGUUGAAAUGUUUAUUAGAACGACUGUGAACUGGGGUUGUUUUUUUGUUUUGGACUAGAUCACUUUGUAAUGAGUGAUUUGUUUACUCUCGUUAACUUCCUGUACAUAUAUUAAGAAGUAUAUGUUUAUAUAUUUAUAUAUAUAUAUAUAUACAUACAUAUAAAUAUGUAAUUUUCUUUAUUAUUUUUUUUUAAUGUGUAUUUUACUAUGCACAUGUGUAUAUGUAGGUGUAGGUGUAAGUAUGUGAUAUAAUGUUCAAAGUUGUAUUUUUCCUCAUAUUUGUCAAAUCAUUUUUUUCUGCUUCAUUCAUGGUCUCUGAUGUUAACUAUUACACCAGAACUGUACUUUACUCCAAUACUAUUGAAUACUAUUGAAUACUAUUGAAUACUAUUGAAUACUAUUGAACUAUACGGAAAACUUGUACUCUUCGUCUUAAAAGUGAAUUUGAAUUUGUACCUUUCAAAGCACCUGUUUAAAAAUCACCCAGGUUGUUUUUCUCCUCCUUUCGCUCAGCUGCUACGCCGUUCAGUUGUGCAGUUUGUUUGGUUUUUUUUUUUGUUUGUUUUUUUUUUUUUGUCAUUUGUUUCAAUCAAAUUGACGUCAGUGUCACAUGAAACGCUGCAGAACUGAGGCUGAUCAGUCUUUGAGUAAAGGUCAGCACCACUCUUUAAUCUGCUCGGCACACACCGCCCACGACCUGUUUCUUACUUCAUUCCAAAUGUUGUAUUAAAAAAUGUUUUUAAAAGCUG